Messenger RNA from Gallus gallus (chicken), 6156 nucleotides. It is a transcript of the gene CBLN2, whose product is annotated as cerebellin 2 precursor. The record is from RefSeq and is a predicted model, not a curated record. The transcript is spliced from 3 exons. Gene Ontology annotation, molecular function: protein binding. Lineage: Eukaryota; Metazoa; Chordata; Aves; Galliformes; Phasianidae. The coding region runs from base 297 to 809 and encodes 170 amino acids.
AUUUUCUCUAAGCAGUAUCAGGUCCCGGACGAGCUCCGCAGCCAGCCCUCCUCUCCCGCCAUGGACCUCCCAGGCUGCGCGCCGCCCGCCCUCUGAGGGAGCUCCUUCGCCCCACGCGGAGGAGCAGGAGGAGGAGGAGGAAAAGGGAGUAAGGCGCGGCCCCGCCGCCGCCCAGCCGCCGUCCCGCCGAGCGCUGGCCGCGGGGCGCCGCGGCGGCAGCAGGCGCGCAGCCCCCUCCGCCUCCCCGCGCCCGCCCGGCGGCGGAGAGCCCGAGAGGCGGCGGUCCGGCGCGGGGCAUGGGGCGGCGGCGGCGGGGGGCGCUGCCCGAGGCGGCGGGCGGCUGCUGCUGCUGCCUGGCGGCGGCGCUGCUGCUGCUGCUGCUGCCCGCCGGGUGCCCGGUGCGGGCGCAGAACGACACGGAGCCAAUCGUCCUGGAGGGGAAGUGCCUGGUGGUGUGCGACUCCAGCCCUUCGGCCGACGGCGCCAUCACCUCCUCCCUGGGGAUCUCCGUGCGCUCGGGCAGCGCCAAGGUGGCCUUCUCGGCCACCCGCAGCACCAACCACGAGCCCUCCGAGAUGAGCAACCGCACCAUGACCAUCUACUUCGACCAGGUAAGUUUAAUGCAAAACGGCUACCCAGUGAUUUCAGCUUUUGCAGGGGAUCAGGACGUCACCAGAGAAGCAGCCAGCAACGGGGUUUUGCUCCUCAUGGAAAGAGAAGACAAAGUGCAUCUCAAACUGGAAAGGGGUAACCUCAUGGGAGGGUGGAAAUAUUCAACCUUUUCUGGCUUCUUAGUCUUUCCGCUAUAAAAGAAGGCCAACUAGGAGACAGAUUGAUGAGCUGGAGCAAGAAUUCAGUUAACAACACCCUGAACUUGGCAGCACACGACAAUAUUUCCAGUCACCCCAUCAGACUGUCACAGUAGAAGAACGAUGACCUUCUAAACUCCAACAUUUGCUUUGAAUAUUGACAAUUCCUCGGGAACCUGCGCCUCUAAUUAGUUUUAGACGACAGUGAUCUUUAGGAGAAAUGAAAUUAUCGACCUGAGCAAUUUGUACCUGUGAUUGUAAAGUCAAUUUUGGAUUUUAUUGUUGGGAUCAUUGACUUUCUUCUUUUUUAUUAUUUUUUUCCCUCUUGUUCAUUUUUUCCCCUCUUCUUUCUCUUCUUGUUCCAAUGAGACAAAUUACUUGGACCACGCAAUCGCUUUGUCAGAGGCUCAAUCCAGAGCCAGAAGAAUGAAGUGUUGAGCCCAAUGAGGUGUUCUUUCCAUGCUUUAUUUCUUUGUGUUGUAUAGCCUUAAGGAAAAAAAGAAAAAAAAAAAAGAAAAAAAAAAGAAUGGCUUCAGUCUCAAUCCUGUAUUUUUCUGGGGGAGGGGUAUUCUGGACAUUACUGUGUCAAGAAGUGCUUUAUCCAGUGAAGCAAAAUUUGCACGAUUGGAAUCUUAUUUGUUUUGUGUUGUUCGUGUUUUUCAUCGACUUUUUUUUUCCUGAUUUUUAUUUGUAUGCGCUAAAAAUGUAAGCUAGAUUGAUCAAUAAGGCAAAACAAAGCACAUAUAUACCCUGUAGCUCUAAGUAAAGCUAACCAGUGAACAAUUGUUGUCUACACUUCCAGCUGAUCUUUAUAGACCUAUUAAAAAGAGAGGAAAAAAAAGAGAGAGCUACAUGAUCCUUCAGUUACGAUCUGGAAACCAGUAAAGGAACUGACAUUUCUGAAUGGCCCUGACAUUUCUAGAAGCAACAAUGGAGGCUUUGAAUAUCUUAACUGACCAUACCCUAAAAUAUGUCCUUUCUUUGCAUUACCAAACAUGAUUUGGGUGCUUUUAGCUAACAUUUAUUUCAUGUAUUUUUUCACCAAUGCUUGUGUAUGUAUUGUGAGAGCUCAGAGAGAUGGCGGAGCAAACUCUUCCUCUUCCACCUUAAAUAAAACCACCUCCACUAGCCUGUCCAUGGCAAGUAUCUAAGCACCUGCCCCUAGCAUCUUUGACAGCAUUUGGGAGUGGGACCUCAGAGGAUCAGCGAAUGCACCAGAAAUUGUGCAGGUGCCAUGUAUUUAUCAGCUGUUUGUGUUCUGACCAACACAAAUGGCCUCUGAGUUGUGGGGGUGCAAAGCAAUCGGUACUGGAGGUGAGGAAAAGUUAUUACACCAGUUGACAAGAGGAAAAAUACCAGGCCAGCAUCAAACGCAUACUUUUGCCUCAUUCUCAUCAAAUAAAUCUUAUGUCUUCACUUUAUGACAGUGUGCUGAGGACGUACUUGCAUGAGGAGAUCCAGGAGGGAUGUUUAUAUUCUUUGAUAUGAUUUUAACUUCAUUUAUUUAAAUAUUUCAUCUUGUUAUUAAGCCCACAUGAGUGGAUAUGUAUAAGAAUUUAUUUUUUAUCAGAUUUACUCCUCUGCCACAAACAAAUAUAAUGCAAAGGCAUUUGCAGCAAGUUGGUGGUAGCUAUGUUGUAUUUCAAAAUUAUGGUGGACAUGUCAUUUUCAUUGUAAAUUUAUCAUUAAAGGGACAAAAUCAAUUAAAAUCAUAUAUUCUUUAAAAAAAUCUUAUCUGUGUUGCUUAUGAUACCUCAAAUGGCUAAAACCUAAGCCAAUUUUAUAUUUAAGAUUUUUGUAUGAUUUUUUGUGGUUGGUAUUUGCUUUGGCGUUUUGCUAAGCUGUUCGUUGAAUGAAUGAGUUUCAGAUUUUGUUUUUUACUGAGUUGCAUUUUCUGGUUCCUCCUUGUGCAUUGGCAUGAUUGUAAUGUUUUAGUUGCAGAAUAUAGCAGGGCUAUGUUUAAAUACAAGAAAUAAAACCUGAGUCAGCAACAAUCUUUUUCGAUUGAAACACAAAAAUCAUUAUGAAAGUAGUUCAUGGGUACUGUAAAACUAUUUUUAAAUCUAGGUUUUUGUGUUUAAAAUUUCAUCACCUUUCUCAAGGAAAUAUGCACUGAUUUUGGUUCAAAGUUCCAAGUUUUCAGUUUCUGUUACAUUCCCACGGUGUUACUUUGAAAUUACGCCUACCAUAACCACUUUCAGUUUUUCCAUAUAACUUGGUUCGUCUGCUUUGAAUGAGGCAAUGAUGUUUUAGUUCUGGCUCUCUCCUGAGUGAAGCAAUGCCAAUUGCAAGGUUUUCUUUGGGCACAUUCUUUGAAGCCUCUGAGCCACUAAAAUUGUGGAAUUUGAACACCUCACCUCAUGUAUUCAAGUCUAGUAAUUCUGUCUGUGCUUAUAUUUAUGAAGUUAAAUACAUAUGCAUGUUUACCAACUUUCUGAAUGGAAGAAAGGUCUCUAAUAUACCCUCUCCCUCUUUCUUCUAUUUGUGUGUCCUUCAUGAUAAGCUGUGAAGUUGGCACCAUUAUACAAACAGUUGUAUUAAUUGGAAAUGGGGCAGUAAAUUCUCACUGUACACUAAUUAUAAACACAGCUUUUUGGGGGGUGGUUUGGUUUCUUAUUUGGAAAUGUUUGUUCCUAUUCCCCUUUUAAUUCAUUUUGUACCUGAGUUUGAAUAGAUGCAACCUGUUUGUCUUUGGUAGAUAUUUUGGGAUAUAUACAAGGCACUGUAGAAUGCAACAGGAAUUAUUAUGUGAAGCUGCUUAGAGGAGCCUUCUGGCACAUAAAGAAUAGGCUUAUCUAAAGUAAUUUAUAAAAGUACAUUGAUUAGGUAUCAUUUAGAGCUGGUGCAAAAUUCACGUUGAGGAGCACCAUGAUGCUUACUAAGUGUAAAACAUAACACUGUGAAGCAGGCUAGUGGCACAAUAACAGCUUUGGUUCCUGUGGGGGUAAUAACACAAUAUUCUUUCCAACAACUUUCAAACUUGCUCAUAAAUUUCUGUGUAAGUUAUUCCUAUGAGAACACUGUACAUUUGAUAUCUUCCCUUCCAGGGACCAGCUGCAUCCCUCUCACUCGUGUGUCUUUGGGAAGCAUUGUUUGAUUGUUUCCUCAGUGGACACUUGUCAGGGUAGAAGCCAAAACCUAUUUCAGAAGUGAUAUUCAUCAUACAGUUUAUUUCUUUCCUGUAUAUCUUCAAAUUUUACAUCUAUAGUUUGAACACGAUCUUGCAAAAAGCAGAAUGCCCUUUCAUACCCUCUGAGGCAGUGGGUGUGAUGGAUAUGUAGUGUCUCUCAUUACUGGUCAGCAUCUUGCAAGCUGGAUCUGUUUAUGAUGGUGGGAGGAGGAGAGAGAUGGACAGGGUGAAACUAGGGAGGUGUUUAGCAGUUACAUUUUGUUUGUUGACUGUGACAUUUUUAACUUUUAAGUAGAACAUUUUGAUUUCUUUGGACCGAAUUUUUAUCUUGCACAAGCUAAGUAGAAGAUGCUUGUUUACAGAUGGAGUUUUUAAGAAGUAGUUGAAAGUGGUUUCAUAUCUUUGCAAUGUGACAUUCAUUUCUGGAAUAGGCAGGGUCACAGGUAGAGUUGCUUAAAAGUAACUUACAAUUAAUAGCUUAUUUCAAUCCAUUAUAACCUUUUGUGUUAACAAGCACUCAAAAAUCAGUGUUGUCAAUACAGUUCAUGAUUUUCACAGGUAAUAACUUGUUAGAUCAAAGUCCAUUAAAUUACAUAUAACCAUAGAAAAACAAAAAACCAACCAACCAAACAAACAAAAAAAAAGAAUCCACUUGUUUUUAUUUAUUAUUGAAAGCAUUUGAACUCCACAUUCUCCUGUACAACUGUUCCAAGACCACAUCCAUUUCUAAUCAGGGCAUCAAAUAAUAAUGAUUCACUGUAAAAUAACCAACUUUUUAAUGGAUCAGAUUCCUUUGUUUGGCUUGUCUUCAUCUGUCCGAGUACUCAAAACAGAUAUGUAUGAUUACUGCUCACCCUGCUAACUCAGUCAUAUUAACUGGUUAUAAGCUGAGAAUUAUUAUGUGAUGCAUCAUGAUUGUAGUUAGACAUUGAUUAGGUGGCUUGUCAAAUGAUAGGGAAAGCUUUUGAUUGGUUGGUUAAUAGUAUCAGCAAAAUUCUAGUGUGCCAUAGUGAAAUAGGUAUAUUAUCUUUUUAAUGAAGAGGUUAAUCCUACUUGGUUUACUUCUGUAUAGUCAUUUUCUCUGUUAGGAAUCUUAUGAAAGACAUCAGUAGGAUUGGGCCUGAAUGAUAGGGCUUUGACUUUGAUUCAUUAUCUACAGUUAUUUUUACUUUUAAAAAAUUGGUGGUAGUAAAUGCAAACCCAUAGUUAACAUGAAAAACACUUAUCAGUUUAAACAUAUUUCAAUACCGGUCACAAUUCCAGCAAUGUAACUAAAGUCCUACAAAUAUAUUGCAAGCUUAUGCUGCAAAUCCAUUUUCGAAACAUCAUUUUUUCCACUCUUGUCUGGCAUACUCACAUAGCUGAUCAUUUCCUUGUUAGCCAUUACCAGUAAAAUCCAAAUAUCACUAAUUGCUUUUUAUACAGUCUCAGUGUAAUCAUGAACUUGCACUUCAUAUAUCUUCCCGGAUAGUAUAUGAUGAAGUACUGAGUUAAUCCCAUCAACUAUACAUCAGCAAAAUAAAGAUGUGCGAUGUCUCUGAAGAUUAGGUACUGUAUAUAAUGGUUUAUAAAGAUAAUGAGAAGCUAAUAAUAAAUACCAUGAUGAAUUCUGUAUUUUUAAAAAAUACAGGAAUAAAGGUGGUGUAAACAAAUGCUCAAAAACUCAAGAAAUACUAAGUUUUUAAAUUAAUGUUUUUCACUGAUACUGAGUGCUCCUCUGAAAGCAAUGCCUCCUAGUUUGUUAAGUUGACCCAUGACAUCAGAGGUGAAUGCUGGUGGUGUAGCAGAAGAGGUUGAAUCUUCAUACCAAUAUUCCAUUACAUUUUGUUGCCAUGUGGCAGAUGGCAGCAGAGGGGCAGUCCGACACACUGGCAUCUGACAUGGAAGUGCAUAUGAAGCAAAGGUGUGGAGCUGAAUCCCUCCAUACAGAAAAAAUGGCACCCACUGACAUUCAUCAAUGCUUGCUGAGAGCUUAUGGAGACCAAACAGUGGAAGUGAGCACAGUGACAUGGUGGGUGGUGCGUUUCUACAGUGGUGACAGAGACAGUGGUUCACCUCCUCUGGUGCAGAAUUUUACUAGUGCAGCAUGCAGGCAUCAUAGCUAAUGGUGAUGACUAUGUUGAGAAAGAGUAUUUUGUUGCUGAGAAUUCGCUCUAUCAAGUAGUGUUAUUGUGCUCUUUGUAUCUGUUGAAGUUUCUAUGGAAAUAAAUAGGAGGC